Molecule: messenger RNA, 2574 nt
Organism: Zerene cesonia (dogface butterfly)
Lineage: Eukaryota; Metazoa; Arthropoda; Insecta; Lepidoptera; Pieridae
Gene: Or85e
Product: putative odorant receptor 85e
Exons: 7
Coding region: 25-1293 (422 amino acids)
Biological process (GO): sensory perception of smell; detection of chemical stimulus involved in sensory perception of smell
Cellular component (GO): plasma membrane
Molecular function (GO): olfactory receptor activity; odorant binding
Source: RefSeq, a predicted model, not a curated record
GGCGUACAAAAUUAUUGCCAUUUCAUGAUGUUGCCGUUAAAAAUAGUUGGUUGUUGGGAAUGGUUCCAAAACCCAAUUAAAUCUAGACAUAUUUUUAUAAACAAUGUAUAUUUGGCUAUGGUAUUAUUUAUUCUACUUAAUCUAACAGUUUCCUUGAUUGUUCAUUUAUACGGGGAAUGGACGGAUGUCAUGUCAAAUUUAGACAAAAUGGCCGACAGUUUACCGUUAAUCGUUUCAAUAGCGAUCGUAGCGUACUUUGCGAUUUAUAAAAAGGAAAUGUAUGAGUUGUGUCAGUACAUGAAUAAAAAUUUCAAAUGGAAAUCAGCUAGGGGAUUAACGAAUAUGACGAUGCAGGCAAGCUAUAAGACGGCGAGGAAUUUCGCCUACUUUUAUACGGCUUGUACGUCUUUUAGUGUUGCCAUGUACGUGGUGUUGCCUGUUACUGGAUAUUUAUGGUUGAACCAUCCAUUGCAUCCGUGGAUAUACAAGGACGUCGACCAGGGUCUGUUUAUAACACUUAUAUUUCUGCGACAAUGCUUCGCUCAGGGUUUUGUCGCUCUUGCUAUGGGACAAUUAGGUGUAUUCUUCGCUUCGAACUCGAUCUUGUUGUGCGGACAACUAGACUUGCUAUGUUGCUCCUUACGCAAUGUGAGAUACACGGCACUGUUGCAACAUGUGGAUCAUGCAGCACUAUCAGCAAAGUACAGCACUGUGGAGGACGAGCAACACAGUUAUAUGUAUAAUGUGUCUGAAGUGAAGGAAUCGGCGUCUCAUUAUGAUGAGGUGAGUUACGCCAUACUAUAUGUUCCAGAUAUCUACAACAAAGAGUACGACGAUGGAACUGUCCGCGCGAUCCAAGAUUGCGCACGAGUUUGCCAAGUUGUCAACGAGUAUAAGCGACGAUUUGAGCGAUUUGUGUCGCCGCUCCUCGCGCUACGUGUCGUCCAAGUGACUAUGUACCUAUGUACUCUGUUGUAUGCUGCUACGUUGAAAUUUGACAUGAUAACAGUGGAGUAUCUUGGUGCUGUCGCGUUGGACAUUUACGUGUACUGCCAUUUUGGGAAUCAAAUCAUUUUACAGGCGGAUCGCGUGUCCACCGCGGCUUACCAAAGCGCGUGGCCCAGUAUGGGCGUUAAGGCUCGUCGGUUAUUGCUGAACGUGCUUUUGUCUAAUCGCCGUCCCGUGGUCGUGCGAGCUGGUCGCUUCUUACCCAUGAACCUGCAUACUUUUGUCGUGAUAAUCAAGACUUCGUUCUCCUACUACACGCUGUUGGUUAACGUAAAUGAAAAAUAGGAAAAGUCGAUAUAGCACAUACAAUUUCAAGGCUAUGCCUUCACAUGUACUCUUUUAUGUAUAACUUCACUUACAAAAUUACUUAAAAUCCUUUCACUUUGAAACGAAAUCUUUAUCGAAUAAAGUUCUGUUAUUUUGCAUGAGAAAAAAUAUGUACUGUAGAUAUUGUAGUCUCUUAUAAUAAGGCACUGUUUCAAUAUUUGUUUUUAAUGUUUUUAAUAUUUUUAUUCACGGAAAUUGAUUUAGCUUGAACAUAAGUAAUGGUAAAGAGAAUAAAAGAAAUCAAAUUGUAUCCAGAAAUUAUUUUAUUUACGAAAUUAAUAUACAAUAUUCUUGUUCAUACAAUAAUCGAUUAAAGUUGUCGGCCGCGGCCACUGUACGCCUCAGUCUGAUUAAAAAAUAAAUUAAAAACCAACGCAUCUAAUCUCAAAUUCAAAACACGGUGGAGGAACGUUACAAUUUAAAAAUGGAAUACACGAUUGACGAUACAGAUAAUGUGAUGAAUUUUAAAUUACGAAUUAAGAACGGCACAGACGACGAAUUUCCCGUCAAUAAUGGCGCUUCUACACGAUCCGUCACAACUUUAUAAACAUAAAAUUGAGUCAUUCUUGGAUGAGUUUUCUAGUUUUUCGAGAAUUUUUUAACAGUUGCGUGUAUAUAACGGAAAUAAACCCGCCAUCUGAACCGACCCUAAACAAUUCCAUAUGCUACAUGAUUACUACAUUGCGUCCAUAUACCGGACGGUGUUAAUUUAUUCCACCGCUUACAUUUUCACUUACUACUUAUCUGUGCGAUUCUAAGGCUGGAUACACACUGGACUGAUGUAUUGUAUCGCGUUGCCUACUCAAAAGAGAGAACCACUUGCAUGUUUCGAAAAUGGCUUAAAUAGACUGCACAAAAAUGUAAAACUCACAACAUUUAGCAUACAAAAAGUGAAAUGACUAUUUUAGUUCAUGUAAAUGAAUUAUUGGGUACACAAUACUCAGUACACAUUUAUCGAUUUACAGCCUUAAAGCAUAUUUGAAGCGCUAAAAGUACAGUGAUCUUUCUUUUGAGUAGAACAACAUAAUAUCAACACAUUGAAACAACGCACAACACAACACGACAGUCUAGCAGGCAGCCAACCCUCUAGAAAAAAAUCUCUUUCUUCCCAAAAAUCGCACUCGCUCACUGAAUAAACGGUACACGUGUACAGACAGACAUACAUACGAACUUACACACACACCAUUCACUCGCCCCGGCGAGGACCGUGUUUUCCCCGGAAAAAUUAAAAAAAUAAAA